GCUCCAGCCGCCUGUAGUAGGUGUGCAGCUUCGUGAAUCGUGACAACACGGCACGGCAUGAUCUGCUGCCGAGCCGAAGCGUGUCGCUUCUGUGCAACCCUGUCUCCCGAAACAUCUUCCCGCCAGACAGCCUCGCGACACACUUUGCUUCUUCUCCCCUGACUGUCUGACCCGUUCCGACAAUUGCCCAUGCGCUUCGCAAUGUCACGACGGCAAUCUUCGCAACAGUCUGUCCUGUCGACGGGCUGGCUUUGGCAUCACCCCUGCACCUUCGGCUAAGACCGAAGACCAACAAAGACCAUUCACUCCUCGACCUUAUCGACCUCGAAUCAGCCUCUGCCGUAUCGCGCGUCGCCCCGCGCCCUCCAUUGCCCGCAUGGCAGCCCCAACUCACACCCGCGGCCCCGGAUGCCGCCUCGCUCCCGUACGCCACCCAGCCCUCGAAAACGACAUGCCUCCGACCGCCGCCCAAUUCUUCUAUUCAUCCCUCAUCCCUAUCGAUGACCCCCUAUCAACAGGCUCCCCUGCCAGCACGUCCGACCCGAGAUCUUCAAAACGGCAGCUUCGCCCCUUUAGUACCGAGGACAACAUUGCUCUAGAGAAGGCAUGGCUGAACCUUGCGUCGCAGCCAGACCGCCUCCGGCACCUUGGGUCCAGACUUGGCCGCGAAUUCGAGGGCUCGGCCCCGGGAAAUGCCUUCGCAGAGAGAGAGACGCUCGUUCAAAUGCUGGCGAUGGAUCACCGAGAGAAGCACCCUCAUGCCGCCUCCACAUUAGAUCCUUCAAAUGCAGUCACGCGGGCUUCCAUUGUCCCAUGUUGCACCGAACUCCUCAUGAGUGUCUCGGAAGGGUUGCAAACCAGCUUCUGUAGCUUGUCCCGGAAACACGACCCACAAUUGAGCAUUGAGGAGGUUGCGCGCGACGUUCUCACGGCCAUGAACGCUUCGCGUAGACCCGGUGCUGCUGACAACCAAGAGCAGAUAUCGCCGACGAGCAGUCCUCGGGGGCAUCCCGGUGGCAAAGACAAUGAACAUCUUCAGCGUGCCCACAACGAGAGCUCUGAUGCAAAGCGGCGGCCUCGUUCGACAUCCCAGCUUACCAGCAGCUCGUCUCGGACUCAUACACCCAGCAGCGCGCGGGCGACCUUACGCGCCCACCACGGUGAUGAUGGCAUCUCAGGCAAACCAUUUGUGCGCGUUGUCAGCCUUGACAGUCAUCCAGCGUCGGGAUCAACUUCACUUCCGCGCACCGCCGUCGUUGCAAAUGCUCCAUCUGCUAGACGGGACGAUGGAGGCUCUGCAGAUCGCGAUACAUCUCCAGCGCUACUGGAACAUCUUGAGAACUCAAAUGCCGUGAUGCCGGGCGUGAAGAGCAUGGCGGAAGUCCCUGUUGGCGUAUCCCGCUUGCAUAAAGUCUCUCUCCCAUUGUUACAGAUGAAACCGAUUUAUUGGUCUCCAGUCAACGAUAUCGCAAUAGUAACAAGAGCCACCUGGUUCUACAGAGACACCAUGUUGCCAAUCGCUCCUGUUGUCGCCAACCAGCUUGAAGCUGGGUAUCAAGAGUUGCGUCCAUGGACUGAGACCUGGAACGACGAAAUUCGAUGCGCCAUAGAUGUUGGGCCACUGGGUGAGGAGAAAGUGGCGCAUUUACUCUGGCCACAAGACUCACAUCAGCCAUACUUGAACAAAAAAGGUGCUGAGGCUGAAGCACGUGUUUCCUCUGACCCUUUUUGCGCCUCACGCUGCUCUCAAGGCGAAGCAGCCUGCCAAGGCUCCAUCGAACCUGUUCUGAAUGGGCCAGCCAUUGCCUCAGGACCGUCUAAUAGGCCAUUUGCCAACUAUCACGUCAUCUACCAAGACGAGGGGCAGGCGUUCUUGUUAAAGCCCAGCCUGAAACCGUCGGCAUACUAUGGGAGGACACCUUUGAACAAAAUAGUGAAAGGUUUUACUGUUGGGGUACCCGUCAUCAGAGGAUUUGAUCGUCACACCUGGGACCGCCUUCACGAAAAGACGCGGGUGACUGUAGGCCAACCCGCUGUGUCAGCGACUGAGGAGCUUCAGCAAGAGGACAACUGCAAUACAUGCACGGCAUGCAAGGCAGCCAAGCGCGACAAUCAAGUCACCGACCUGAUUCUUGUAGCUCACGGGAUUGGGCAAAAGUUUGCAGAAAGGGUGGAGAGCUUCCAUUUUACCCAUGCCAUCAAUGGCUUCCGAAGAGCCGUUAACUUGGAGAUGAGCAAUCCGCUCGUCCGAGAAAUAAUACGGAAGGACCAAAAUGGCCUCAUGAUUCUGCCUCUUAACUGGAGGACUGGUUUGUCCUUUGAGGACGGCGGCCCUGUUCGAGAGGAAGACGAGGCAGCGCGGUCCGCCGACUCUUUCGCACUGAAAGACAUUGAACCGAGCACCAUCCCAGCCGUCCGCAGCAUGAUGUCCGAUGUCAUGUUCGACAUCCCCUUCUAUAUGUCCCACCACAAGGGCAAAAUGAUCAAGGCCCUAGUGUCUGAGGCGAACCGGGUAUAUCGACUCUGGUGCCGGAACAAUCCUGGCUUCGCCGAGAAGGGAAGAGUUCAUCUCAUUGCGCACUCUCUGGGUAGCGCCAUGGCGCUCGAUAUCCUCUCGCAUCAGCCAACAAGGGUGCCAAGGCUUGACCUCUCGCGACCCGAGCCCGCAACAAGCUUCUUCGAGUUCGACACGUGCAACCUCUUCCUCCUAGGUAGCCCCGCUGGAUUUUUCCUUCUGCUCGAGCGCGGUACCCUCGUGCCACGGCGCGGACAGCGCAAGCCUGGAGCUGACCCAACUGAUGUUACUGCAAAGUCUGUUGUCGGAGAAACGGGCACCCUCGGAUGCCUGGCCGUGGACAACAUCUACAACAUCCUUGCCAAGGAGGAUCCGAUUGCCUACCUGCUCAACGGUGCAGUGGACCCGGCGUAUGCGUCUGGCCUCAAGGUUGCCUACGUCCCCAGUACGACAACAUCAAUCUUGAAAUCUAUCGGAGACGCUGUACGUAACGUUGUUCCAGGCAUGGCCCCGGCCCCCGAUAUCCUCGCUAUGGAAGCAGAACGGCCGCCAACAGUACGACUGCCCUCACAGUUGGAAUUGGAGGUUCAUGACUUCAGUCGCGAGGAAAUUGCCGAGAAGAAAUUUCUUCUCCUCAAUGACAACGGGCAGAUCGAUUGGUUCCUUAAGUCGGGAGGUGGUCCUCUCGAGAUCCAAUAUCUCAACAUGCUCAGCGCCCAUACGAGCUACUGGACUAACCAGGACUUCAUUCGCAUGCUUUGCAUCGAGAUUGCGAGGAGACCAGGUAGAGCCUUCACCGUGCCCGCACUGAGGGCCGUCAAGGCAGGCAAGCGUUUUUCCCCCGCUACCCAAUAGUCUAGGUAGCAUGCGCGCUAUGGUGAGCUUGGUCCUUUUACCCGUGAGGCUCACCAACUGUUAGGAGCAAGCGAGGCGUUCAAGGGGGCUGUAGCCAGCCGUUUUGAUAACAACUCCACUUCCAGUGCCGAAUGGAAAGCGCUUGUCCAAAGUACAUUUGACUGUGGUUCACCUUUCUAGCAAUUGAUAGAGCAUUGCACCACUGACACCAUGACGCUCUGAUAUCUGCUGUAAGGUGUCGUUUGAUCGAGACCCAGUCUCUUGCAGGACAGUGCUCAGCUCAGCUUCGAUCGCCGUCGUGUAGCGAUUGGGGAAUGGCGGAUGCUCAGGUUGACAAUUCAG
Messenger RNA from Purpureocillium takamizusanense, 3712 nucleotides. RefSeq lists its product as uncharacterized. Lineage: Eukaryota; Fungi; Ascomycota; Sordariomycetes; Hypocreales; Ophiocordycipitaceae. Gene Ontology annotation, molecular function: glycerophospholipase activity; metal ion binding. The transcript is spliced from 2 exons. Gene Ontology annotation, cellular component: cytoplasm. The record is from RefSeq and is a predicted model, not a curated record. Bases 377 to 3370 code for a protein of 997 amino acids.